AUGGCUGAGCAGGCACAGCCAGGUGGUUCUACCGUCUACACCUGCUCACCCCUCACCAGCCCUGGCUGUUCAGGUGGAGAGAAGCAGCAGGGGGUCAUCACCCAGAGCACCUGUCGCUGCGGGAGCUUCGAUGUCUCCGAACUGGUCCCACGGUCUGCAGCGCCGGCGGAAAUGCCACCACGUCUCGGUCUCGGUCAGCCGCUGGGCCCUGCACGGCCCGUGUGCCCCUUGGUGCCCAAGACGCUACACUUUGGGGUUUUUGAAGCGGGCAGCAGCUUUAUUUGCGCAAACAUUCAAAGUGGGGGAGUCUUCACAGCCGGCUCCUCAGGGUGCAUCGACUACAAGACCACCACCAUCCUGCUGGACGGGCGGCGGGUGAAGCUGCAGCUCUGGGACACGUCCGGGCAGGGGAGAUUCUGUACCAUCUUCCGCUCCUACUCGCGGGGCGCACAGGGGGUGAUCCUGGUCUACGACAUCGCAAACCGCUGGUCCUUCGACGGCAUCCACCGCUGGAUUAAGGAGAUCGAUGAGCACGCUCCCGGGGUCCCUAAGAUCCUGGUGGGAAACCGCCUGCACCUGGCCUUCAAGCGGCAGGUCCCCACGGAGCAGGCCCAGGCCUACGCAGAGCGCCUGGGCGUCACCUUCUUCGAGGUCAGCCCUCUGUGCAACUUCAACAUCACCGAGUCCUUCACGGAGCUGGCCAGGAUUGUGCUGCUGCGGCACGGGAUGGACCGGCUCUGGCGGCCGAGCAAGGUGCUGAGCCUGCAGGACCUGUGCUGCCGGGCGGUGGUGUCCUGCACCCCCGUGCACCUGGUGGACAAGCUCCCGCUCCCCCUGGCCUUGCGAAGCCGCCUCAAGUCCUUCUCCAUGGCCAACGGCCUGAACGCCAGGAUGAUGCACGGCCGCUCCUACUCCGUCACCGUCACCGCCAGCUCGGCGCACAAGAGGAGCAGCCUCCACAAAGGCAAGGCCGCCCGGCCGCCCCAGAGCCCCCCCCCGCUGCGCCAGGAGCAGCUGCAAAGUCUCCUAGGAGGCGGGAGCGGGCGCACACCGCAGACUCCGUCCCACGGGAGCCGGGGGGCCACGCCAGGGCCGAGAAGCACCGGCCAGCCCUCACGGCGACCACGCCGCUCCGAGCAACGAGGACCCACACCACGGUUUGACGUUGGUGUUUCCACGUGGAUGUGCAUGAAGCUCUUGUGUUAGACGUGUGUUCAUAAAGGGGAGAUGGGUACUCUGCUUGCCUCUUACUACCCUGCAGUUCGAAUGUUAUUGAUGCCACAGUCGCGGUGCAGACGUUUCCCUUAGCACAGCUGCUCUGGUGAGAAUGGUGAUGUGCGUGUCUGCGUGUCAGUCCAGGGGACCCCGGCAGCGACGCCAGGGAACGUAGAGUCGACGCGAGGAGCGAGGCCUUUUUGUAAACCUCCUUAACUAAUUUAUAAACGCUGCGGACGCAUCUGGGAUUAUGGAAAGCUGAUCCGUCCCGCUUCUGUACAAAAUGGGUUUGAUAAAGUUUUUGCUAUGUUAUUUACUACGUUUUGGGAUUAAUAAGUGAUGUAUAUGCACAUU
Molecule: messenger RNA, 1569 nt
Organism: Myotis brandtii (Brandt's bat)
Lineage: Eukaryota; Metazoa; Chordata; Mammalia; Chiroptera; Vespertilionidae
Gene: RAB40B
Product: RAB40B, member RAS oncogene family
Biological process (GO): protein localization to plasma membrane; intracellular signal transduction
Cellular component (GO): endosome; plasma membrane; synaptic vesicle
Molecular function (GO): GTP binding; GTPase activity
Source: RefSeq, a predicted model, not a curated record